Molecule: messenger RNA, 1829 nt
Organism: Labrus bergylta (ballan wrasse)
Lineage: Eukaryota; Metazoa; Chordata; Actinopteri; Labriformes; Labridae
Source: RefSeq, a predicted model, not a curated record
AUGGCGGCUUUCCUCUCAGGAGCCGGCGCUCCCCGCGGGCCGCUCCGAGGAUCCACCGCACAGAUGCUGGACCGGCUUGAUUAUCUGAGCAGAACGGCAUCGACGCCCCAAAUCUACCAAGAAGUCAAAGCCAUUAAACUGUUGUGGGAGGAAGGCUGGAAGCAGAGAUACUACAAGACCAAGUUUGACGUGUGUGUGACCGACGAGGAGUUCAGGAAGAAGGUGGUGAAGUCGUAUGUGGAGGGUCUCUGCUGGGUGCUGCGCUACUACUACCAGGGCUGUGCCUCCUGGAAGUGGUACUUCCCGUUUCACUACGCCCCGUUUGCCUCUGACUUCAAAGACAUCAAAGGGAUGUUCACCGACUUCGAGAAGGACACCAAACCUUUCAAGCCCCUGGAGCAGCUGAUGGGAGUGUUUCCUGCAGCCAGCGGUAACUUCCUGCCUGAAACGUGGCGAGUUCUCAUGAGCAGUCCGGAUUCCUCCAUCAUCGACUUCUACCCCGAUGACUUUGCCAUCGAUCUCAACGGCAAGAAAUACGCCUGGCAGGGUGUGGCCUUGUUGCCCUUCGUGGAUGAACGCCGGCUGUGGGCGGCUCUGGCUGACGUCUACCCCGACCUCACAUCUGAGGAAAAAAAAAGGAACAGUCUGGGAAGCGACCUGUUCUUCCUCGGGAAGGCUCACCCUCUCUUCGACUUCAUCCACGAGCUCUACCGCACUGAAUCUCAUGAGGGCACUGACAUCCCUGCAGAGCUGUGCCAUGGAAUCCAAGGUACAUUAAAUCUUGAUGACGACCCUAUUCUACCAGAUAAGGCUGUGGCGUCGCCCAUCCCGAUGCUGCGGGACAUUUCACAGUGCAGCGCCAUCGGAGUGAGGUUCAAGGAUCCUCAGUUUGCAGAUGACUUUGUGUUCAAGGCAGUCCUCCUCCCCGGAGCCAAGAUGCCCAAUAAGGUCCUGAAGCCAGGGGACUGGGAGAGGGGGAACAGGGGGCCGUGGAGACCCCAGUUGGGCUUCAACUCGAACAGACAGCAGGCUCACCUGGACCAGUCCGGAUUCCGCGCUCUGGGUCACAGUAUGAACAGAAACCAACAUGGCGGAGGACAGUACAGCAGCGCCCCGCCACCAAACAGCUACCAACAAGGAGGCUACCGUCAGCAUGGUGGACACCAGUCUUACCAACAUUCCAGGCAGGGCAGUUUGCUGGGAGCGCCUCCCCCCUUCCAACAGCCCCAAUAUCCAAGGCAGCAGCAGCAGCAGUAUGGCGGGGGAGGCGGCGGCGGCGGCGGGGGUCACGGCUGGGAUCGAGCUCAGCACACGCAGCAGUCGGCGUACCAGCAGAACGCAGUCCGCGGACGAGGAGGGGCGGCGCCCGGAGGAUACCAGCAGCGCUUCGACCAGCGGAGAGACGAGUGGCACGAUCGACGGGACAACCGGGGCCAACAGCACCAGAGCUUCAGCUCGGGCCGAGGUUACCCUCCCCCUCCUCCAUCCAGACGCUACGACUGGAAGUAAACUCCGAGCACAUGCCGGACUCUGGGGUUACAUGUGGGCGGGGCUAUUUUUAGGGGAGACAUGUCACCAGUAUUUUUUUUUUCAUUUUUAAUGUCUUCUUGUACACUGAAUUAUUUUUUCCUCUUCAUUUUACUUACAAACAAAACAAAAAAAAAGGUUAAUAUGUAACGUUGUGAUUUUUAAGACGAUCAGCCUGUAAAACUUGUUGAACACAAGUGAGUCCCGGACUAAGAGUCCUCAUGGGUUUCUUUUUGAGACGCCUCUCCAAUGUGGUCUAAAAAAAAAAAAAGACGACAAAUAAAACAUUUGGAUUGUUUUUG